AUGGAGUCUUUCACCCACAUAUCCCAGGGCCUGUCUCACACCUCCAUCCUCCUCAUAGUGGUGGGCAUCAUAGUCUCCCUGCUGGCCUUCCUGGGUAGCAUUGGGGCGUGGUCUGACAGCCGUCUGCUCCUUGGAUUGUUCACACACUUCCUAAUGCUGAUCCUCAGCCUGCAGAUAGUGUCUGGGAUUCUUUUCUAUGUCUUCAGAAACCAGGUGGAGAGAAGGAUCACCCUGAAAGUUAACGAGGCGAUCAUGCAGCACAGCCCCAGAGAUAAGGUUGCCAUCGAUGACCUACAACAUGCAUUUCGUUGUUGUGGUGCAGAGAACUACACUGACUGGCUCCUGCAGGGCUCUCAUGAGAAUAUUAGUUUUGUGUCACACUCCUGUUGCCAUGCGGAUUCUGUGGCCUGUGUGAAUGUCGUCACCACAGACAUGUUAACCAGCACAGGGAAGUGCGAGGGGGUUACAAAGGCCUUAGAUGAGGUUAACAGAAAGGUGAUCAUGAUUCCCUACAUGGAAAUUUCUGUGACAAUGAUGAGAGGUUUUAAGGGCCCUAAAGAGUAA
Messenger RNA from Oncorhynchus mykiss (rainbow trout), 564 nucleotides. RefSeq names its product CD63 antigen-like. Lineage: Eukaryota; Metazoa; Chordata; Actinopteri; Salmoniformes; Salmonidae. Gene Ontology annotation, cellular component: plasma membrane. The record is from RefSeq and is a predicted model, not a curated record.